Molecule: messenger RNA, 997 nt
Organism: Dimorphilus gyrociliatus
Lineage: Eukaryota; Metazoa; Annelida; Polychaeta; Dinophilidae
Source: the annotation of a GenBank genome assembly
AGAGUGGCCUGAGCGAUAAAAUACAUUGCCGCCUUUUAUUAAUUGUAAUUUUGUUACAAUGGCCGAAUCUAAUGGAUCACCGAAGAAGAGAAAAGUAGAUGAAGAUGGCACGGAAAAGAUACUCUCAACAAUUAAAUUUGAUACAAUUCUGAGAAUAGACACUGAAAAGAAGAACGCUUUUUUAGCAGGAUCUGGAGAACAAGGCGAUGCUGUGAUCGCCUUGGAAAAACAGCCAUUUUCUAAGGAGACAGCAGCAGAUAUUUUGGAAGGAGAUAUAUCUAAUGAAUUAAUUUUUAAAAAUGAUGUUUAUCAUACAUUUAAACUCUUCCCGAAAAGCAAUCUUAAUUUUAUUAAAGCAACUUUGACAUAUCCGGCAACACAAAAACAUAUUUUAAAGUAUAGUGAUCAGAAAAGGUAUGUCAUCGAAGAGACAUCUAAACUCUAUAAUGAUGUGACUUUACCAUUUAUUCUACAAGAGCAAAUGAAUAUUGAGUGGGUGUUCAACAUUCUUUCAAAGAAAACCGAAUCUGAAAGAAUUGUUUAUGAAGAUCCUGACCCAAAUGUUGGUUUCAUAUUACUUCCUGAUAUGAAAUGGAGUGGGUUACAAUUGGAAGACAUGUAUUGCGUCGCCUUAGUCCAUGCAAGAGGUAUCAAAUCGAUUAGAGAUCUAGAUGAUAAACAUCUACCCCUAUUAAAAAAUAUUAAAAUAAAAGGAUCUGAAGCAAUUCAGAAAAAAUAUGGUCUUGAAUCCAAUCAACUAAGAAUAUACUUUCACUAUCAGCCAUCCUAUUACCACCUUCACAUUCAUUUUAACAAUAUAUCUUACGAGGCUCCUGGUAGUAAUGUAGCCACUGCUUACUUACUUUCAGAUGUCAUAAAUAAUAUCGAACUGAUGAGUGACUACUACAAAAAAGCGACUUUAUCGUUCGUUUUAAAAGAACAACACAAGUUACUUGAGAAGUUUAAAUCCCAUUCUGAAGAAAUUGCGAUAGAAUGA